CCCCACGCUUUUUCUCCGGCCGCGAACCCCUCGCCUCCUUCGCGAAGGGCCCCCCUUCCUCCUCUCCUCUCACCACACACCACCCGAAAAACACCGGAGGAAUAUUCCCCACCUCGCCUCUCUCCAGCCACCGACAUGGCCGCCGCCGCCGCCGCCGCCGCUUCCGCCUCCUCCUCGUCGUCGUCCUCCUCCUCGGCCGAAUCCGUCCCCCUCCCCACCACGACUCUCCCCAUCGACAAGGCGGCGGCUGUAGGCGGCGGUGGCGACCGGGCGGUGGAUUGCGGGGUGUGCGCGAUUUGCCUGGAUAAGAUCGCCCUGCAGGAGACGGCCCUCGUCAAGGGAUGCGACCACGCCUACUGUGUGACGUGCAUUCUGAGGUGGGCGUCCUACAAACAGACGCCUCAAUGCCCACAGUGCAAACAUCCGUUUGAUUUCCUCAGCGUGCACCGCUCUCUCGAUGGCUGUAUUCAUGACUACAUGUUCGAGGAAAGCGUUUGCCUUCUCCUGAGGGCCACUUGGUUUGAACCUCUGAUCGUAGAGGCUCACGAAGAGGCUCUGGAUGAAGAAGAGUUAUACCACAUCUAUCAAUAUGAUGAUGGCGUUGAAGAUGACCUUGACGAGGAAGCUUAUUACAUGAGCAGGUCUCCGAGCAUUCGAAUUGGCAACAGGAGGUGGGGUGACAAUGGAUAUGUCAGAGGAGGCAGGAAAGAGGCAAGGCCAGUGAGUCGCCAGUCCUUGAAUGACACUGAUGCUGGUCCAUCCAGGACUCCCAAGAAGAAAGAUGUAUCAGCAUCGGGAUCAGGUUCUGUGUCUAAGGAAGUUGCAGGAAGACGAGCAAAACGAGCUCUGAAGCGUGAAGCUGCUGAUAAGGCAGCUGCAGAAAAGCACUUGAAGCACCUCCAGAGGUUGGGCCUCAGGAAGGCACCCGAAGCAACAGCUGAAGCAACUCCAGAGGUUGAACCUCAGCUGAACGAGUGAUUUUCACCAACUUCUGUAGAUAAUGGUGCUGUGAAGAAAACUGCAGCCCUUGGGUCACCCGAAUAAUCUUCCAUUGUGAAGGACUGGAGCGUGGCCUUGUAUCGUUGGCAAACUUGCCGAUUUGUACAGUACUUUAGUUUCACAAAUUACUCGUAGCAUUGAACUGCACAUCAGUCUGCACCAGAUGCGGCGAUGCAAUGCGGUUUACCUCAAUCUGAUAAUACUUUCAGUUACCGGGAUUCCUCUGCAUGAUGCAGAGGACCCUGAACUAGGAGAAUGUCAGUUGCUAGCUCUGCUAGUAUUCUGUGCUGCAAUGUAUCAGUUUAGAUAGAAUGUUGCAUGUGACUAUCCUCCGAUAAAUGAAAUGAGGAAACUGGUCUUCUUGCAUGUA
Messenger RNA from Oryza sativa Japonica Group (Japanese rice), 1369 nucleotides. RefSeq lists its product as uncharacterized. The record is from RefSeq and is a predicted model, not a curated record. Lineage: Eukaryota; Viridiplantae; Streptophyta; Magnoliopsida; Poales; Poaceae.